Nematolebias whitei (Rio pearlfish) is the source of this 3132-nucleotide messenger RNA. RefSeq names its product BCL2 apoptosis regulator b (gene bcl2b). Gene Ontology annotation, molecular function: protein heterodimerization activity; protein homodimerization activity. Bases 438 to 1142 code for a protein of 234 amino acids. The transcript has 2 exons. Gene Ontology annotation, cellular component: mitochondrial outer membrane. The record is from RefSeq and is a predicted model, not a curated record. Gene Ontology annotation, biological process: negative regulation of intrinsic apoptotic signaling pathway; extrinsic apoptotic signaling pathway in absence of ligand; intrinsic apoptotic signaling pathway in response to DNA damage. NCBI's taxonomy places the organism in Eukaryota, Metazoa, Chordata, Actinopteri, Cyprinodontiformes, Rivulidae.
ACCUGGUUUGGCUCCCAGUCCCGGGUCUGACAGAACUGGUGGCGGUUAUCAAAGCCCCCCCACCUUUGUGUUAGGGGGUGUCCAACUUUUCUCUUCCAUUCAUUUCCCCGCAGCUCAUCCACGCCUGGGCGAUGAGCUCUUCCGCAUACUGGAUCUCUAUCCAGGGAGAGAGAAGGUCGACUGGGUUCCUGCAAGGAUUCGGGAAAUGAACGGAACCAGGACAUUUUUCUGACUUUUUCUCUUUUUUUUUUUUUUUCUUUUUUUUACGGUUUUCUCUGCGCCGUUUCUUCCAAGGUUAUUUCAAAGAAUUGUUCUCUUUCCUGCGAGGAAUAAACAUUUACUGUAAAAAUUAAACCAGUUCUGGACGGGUCCUGCAGUCCAGUUUGUCUUGAAAUGCAUCGUUUUUAACGCGACGUCCGGUUCUGUUCGGGCUCGUGAUGGAGUGUAAUCGCUACAUUGUGGAAAACUACAUCAGCCAUAAACUCUCAAAGCGCGGGUACGUGCGGGGCUCGGACCACCGCCGUGUCCGCGGGGAUGCAGCUAAUAACGGCUCGGUGGGGGACCAGUCCCCGACCCUGGUCCGGCGGUGCCGCGACGCACGCGGAGGAGGAGGAAGAGGCACGGGCCCCCCGGACGACGAGAGAGACCUGGUCCUCAGCGAGGGGAUUUCCCCGUCCGAGCUGCUCGCGCACGUCGACAGGGUCCUGCGCGAGGCCGGAGACGAGCUGGAGCGGCUCUACCAGCGGGACUUCGAGGACAUGUCGCGGCAGCUGGGUCUCGCCAGCGCCGCGGCCAGGUCGCGCUUCGCCGAGGUGAUCGACGAGCUGUUCCGGGACGGGGUGAACUGGGGCCGGAUCAUCGCCUUCUUCGAGUUCGGAGGGACGGUGUGCGUGGAGUGCGCGUCCAGGGAGGAGAUGACCGCGCAGGUGGACCGCAUCGCGGAGUGGAUGACGGAGUAUUUAAAUGGACCUCUGAGCAGCUGGAUAGAGGACAACGGGGGAUGGGACGCCUUUGUGGAACUGUACGACAGACACAAGGAGUCCAUCCUCAGCUGCUACUGGCCAUCCCUCAAGACCGUCUUCGGUCUGGCUGCGCUCGGGGCGGCCAGCAUCACCAUCGGAGCGUACCUCGCGCAGAAGUGAGCGAGCUCUCCUCUCUAGCAGCUCAGCUUCGAUUCUUAUCGUUGUCCUUUUUCUCCCCCGCUUGCAUCUCUUUUUUAUUAUUAUUUUAAAGAUGCCUCUGAACAUCCCCCACAGAGACACACUUCAGUCCCAACCUGGCUCCCUUCAAAGCCUCACUCAGAAAACUCCUUUCCUUCUGCCUCUUCAUGUCAAAACAGACUCAAAUCAAAACAGCAGAGGGAACCAGAGACUCGGCCCAGAGAGGGAAGGUUGUCUGGAAAAGAUGCAUCCGAAGGUGGAAUCAAACUAAGCUAAGGAUAAAACAAGGAGUGCACGACUUUUUCCUUUUUCACUGCUUGCUUCUGUAUUAGUUAAAGCAUGAACAUUGGGUGUUAGUGUAGAUCUUUGCAUGUGUGGGGCCCCUUCUUGGAGGGGGCUGAUGGUGGAGGUGUAGGAACAGUGACUCCGGAGACUAAGCAGCAGCAGAUCAGCUCCUGAGCGUUACAGUGAGGGACCCGUCCCCACCCUUCAUUUGAACCCGUGGACUCCAGUUACCUCCAUGCAGCCACAACACUUCCUCUACAGAGCAGCUGCUCAGACCGCAUGAUGGAAACGGGUCACUACAACCGGCAGUGUCUACGUUUCACUCCUCAGCCAGCUCAGGUGAACGCACCAUUAAACUCUCCUGGUCUGGAACAGACAACAGGAAGUCUCCGCUUUCCUUUAUUUUAUUUUUUUUCAAAGCUUCUUGAAUUUUCGUGUUGGUUUUAUUUUUUUAAAACACAUGCCGAACCGAGCGGAGAGGUUUACUGCAGAGCUCACAGAGAUGACGAGGAAGAAGUACAAUGUUACAUUUCUACAUUAAUGCAACAUGAAGGAGACCACUGCUCUCCUGUAUCACACAUCUGUAAAAGAAAAAAAAAAUUAUCAGCACAACAACAUCCUCUGAAAACUCUCAGCUAUGGUUGGUGGUUUGGGCUCGCCCAAGUUUCCGAGCCGCCCCUGUCAGCUUGUGUCCUCCGGCUGCUGCAGCUCGGAGGAUCUGAAACAAAUAUUGUCACGGACCGAGAAAUCCUCGAGUGGCCACGUGUGACCGAGUCCAGACCACAGGAGCCUGAGAUGUCCCGUACUUUCUCUGCAGAAGCAUCCGGGGACAGAUUUGUUCCUUUCAGCCUGUUUUGUUCAUGUGUGUCUUGUGUUAAAGUCUGAUGGAACGAAAAACUUUGAAAGUACUUCGCAGUCUGCAAAAACUAUUUUGUUGUGUACAAUCCCUUUUUAAAUGAAGAAAUCUUUUACUUUUUCCCUCUCUAUUUUUAAAUAAAUCAAAUUUCUGUGUUGCAUGGAUGAAAAUCUGUCAUACCCACAACGUAUAGCCUAUUAUUCAAUUCUAUUUAUAAGACCAGACUAGAACGGGAAUAACAACAAAGAAGCUGAUUUAUUUUAUUUAUUAUGAGGUACCACAUGACAGAUUUUUUAAACAAUUUUCUUUAAAUAAAAAAUAUCCCUUGUUUCCUUCUUUUUUAUGAAAUCACACUGUAAUUACAUUAUUUUCUGGCUGCUAUUAAAACAAUGUUUAACUUCUGUGUGUCGUGAAGAAGUGACAGUUCAGAUAUUUUUGAAGUGGUGUUCUGUGCAAAAGUUAUGAACAAAUGAUAUCUUACUUGUUGGAGGCAUCUUGAACAGCUUCGAGGCAGAAAAACCCAAGGAAUGAUGCGGCGCCGUGAAUCUGUCGACGCCACGAAAACACACAACGAGCUGAUGACGUGUGCUGAAACGACACAGAUUGACUUUAAAAUAUCACCUUAACAAGUGGUUUCUUACCAAAAUAAAUAUCCUGAGCUGCAGGCAAUAUGUUUCCACUGUUACCUUUUGUAAUAAUUGUUUGAGUCAGACAUCUCCAAAUGUUUAAGCUUAAAAGGUAAUCUUUCAUAUUUAGGUCCGUACUUUUGAUAUUAAAUGGCAGUAUAUUAAGAAAUGCUAUGGGAUCCUGAAAGUUUUAUAUAUAUAUAUA